Molecule: messenger RNA, 1162 nt
Organism: Wasmannia auropunctata (little fire ant)
Lineage: Eukaryota; Metazoa; Arthropoda; Insecta; Hymenoptera; Formicidae
Exons: 3
Coding region: 177-902 (241 amino acids)
Source: RefSeq, a predicted model, not a curated record
CUACGCAUGUGGUAUAAAAACUAAAAUAAGCAUUGAACGUAUGUUUUAAAGAAGGAUUUAAUCUCCGCAUUACACAUGAGCUCGAUCAGUUUGCGAUACUCUUGGCGAUUCAUUUACGUCGUACAUUAGUUAACAUUGUUCUGGUGUGAUUUCGCAGGAAAAUCUUUGUUCGAAAAAUGUUUACCGUACUUUUUGCUUUUAUGCUUGCAACGGCAUAUGCUGCAGAGAAACUACCUUCCUACAUUCAUGUGUGUGGCCUCAAAAACUCCAACUAUGAUGAAUGCAUUCUGAAUAGCAUCAAGAUAGCAAAGAGCAAAGUCUGUACAGGGAUGCCGGAAUUUAAUCUUUCUCCAACCGAGCCAGUAAUCAUUGACGAAAUCGAAAUUUUCAAUACAAAUAGUCUUAAAUUUCAUCUUAGAGAUUCAAAAAUAAGAGGAUAUUGCGACAUCGACGUAAAGUCUGCUAACACGUCCGCUGAUAGACUUCACCUCGAUUUUGAUUUCGUACUCAGACAUCUUGAAAUGGACUCCAAGUAUGACUUUGACAUACGUUUAUUGGUGUCACUUGCUAAUAAGGGACUGAUUCACUUUUCUACAGAUAACUUAUCAGGAAAAAUGAUCAUAGAUCUUAAAGAGGUAACAAAGAAUGGUAAAACAGAAUUAUAUGCGUCGAAAGCAAACACUUUUCUCGAUGUAAAAGUAUUCAAAUUUGAACUUGGCGAGAGCGAGAGGGACUUGGCUCAACUAAAUGAAGCUCUCAGCAAUACUGUAAAUGAGAAUACCAAGGAUAUUAUUAAUAUAGUUACGCCGGUAUUAGAAAAGACGUUUUCUGAAUUAAUUAUUAAAGUUAUUAACAAGAUGGUUUACCACAGAAAGGAGCAAUUGUUUCCCAACACACUAUAAAUCAUAUAGAACUCUUGAGAAUUUUUGCCGCAAAGUCGCAUAAUGCAUCGCAUAAUGCAUCAGAUCCAAAAGAAUAGUUGAAAUACAUUAGAUAUAAUAAAUAUUUUAAUUAUUAUAAGAAUAACAAUAUUUAAAAUAUUGGCGAUAUAUGUUUUAUUUAAGUUAAAUAAUGAAAGCAAACCUCGUUUAUUUAAAGAUUGCUACAAUAGUACAGGUAUGUAUGGAAUAAUAGUUAAAUAAAAAUGUUAUUUGUCUCAAUA